Molecule: messenger RNA, 3120 nt
Organism: Rhipicephalus sanguineus (brown dog tick)
Lineage: Eukaryota; Metazoa; Arthropoda; Arachnida; Ixodida; Ixodidae
Product: basic proline-rich protein
Exons: 6
Coding region: 221-2854 (877 amino acids)
Biological process (GO): mesoderm morphogenesis
Cellular component (GO): extracellular region
Molecular function (GO): growth factor activity; heparin binding
Source: RefSeq, a predicted model, not a curated record
CUUACCCGGGACGCGGUGUGGCUCAUCCUCAAGCACCCGGAUACCGUCCACAGACGCCUAGUGCGCCACCAAUGGCACCUGGAAUGGUAGUUCCCGGACGAUUCAGUUCAUCGCAGUUGCCUGGGGGUGUUCCGCCUCUCCUGGCUUCAGACCAGUGCUUCCAAGCGCCCCUCCCGCGGAGCCAAACAAUCCUGUUGGAAGACCUUCUGUGCCAGGCCGCAUGUAUCCGAGCCUUCCAGGUUACCCUGGUGGUCAGCACCCAGGACCCGUACAACGCGGCCACCCCUCGAACCAGUAUCCCGGACAAGGCCAACGUGGCUACCCACCGGCCCAGUAUCCAGGUGCAGGGCACGGUCAGCUAGGGUACCCUGGCGGACGUUAUCCAACGCCAGGCACGGGACAACCUGGAAAUCUCCCAGUAGCCAGCAGGCCAGCCACGAAUCCCGUAGCGCCUGGACGUACGUACACAAGAAGGCCGGCUCCGGCCUCAACUCCGAGGCCUGCCCCCUAUCCCACAAUGCCACCUAUGAGAUUCGUGCCUCCAAGAGCUCCUUAUCCUGGACAGGCAAGCAGACCGGCUACUCCGGGCUCUUAUCCGGGACUGCCAUCUUAUCCGGGACGCGGGGUCUCUUACCCUCAAGCGCCGGUCCGCCAACCACAGGUGCCAAGCGCACCACCAUUGCCACCGGGAAAGGUACCUCCGCGAAACAUUCACCCUGGGGGGCAGCCGGGCGCAGUUCAGCACCUGCCUCAGUUUAAACCAGUGCUCCCUAGUGCUCCUCCUGUAGAGCCAAGUCACCCUCACGGUAGACAUACGAGUUACGUUAGCGGUCAGUAUCAAGGAAGUAGCCAGCCAGGCCGCUCUAUGGAUCAGUAUCCUGGACGUGGGCAAAUCGUCUUUCCUGCAAGACAGGAACCUGGUGCGAGUCACGGCCACGCAGGCACCAUGGGUUCCUCAUCCAGGUCAUCCGGAGGCUCAUCUAGAAGUUCCGGAAGCUCUUCAAGCUCUUCCAGAGGUUCCUCCGGUUCGUCUUCAUCUUCCGGCUCUUCUUCCAGUUCGUUUUUGUCACUGUUCAAGAGACCGGGAGGAGGCAGGCCGUCAAAACCGAAGCCACCCGGACCCAUAUACGUCACCAGAAAGCCCGCUACACAGAGGCCUACACCGAGGCCUAUUCCUAAGCCUACUCCUAGGCCCGCCCCGUAUCCCACUCAGAGACCCGCACCUUACCCUACGCAACCCAGGCCAGUGCCUCCAAGUGCCCCGUCUUACCCGGUACACGGAGGUUCCUAUCCCAACGUACCAGGUAACCGGCCGCAGUCUCCCAGCGCUCCGCCGAUGGAGCCUGGAAAAAUAGUUCCCGGUCAGGUCAACCCAGUACAGCAGCCGGGUGGUGGUCAACACCCUCCAGGUUUCAAGCCGAUGCCGCCUAGCGCUCCUCCCGCGGAGCCCGGAUACCCGGGAGGAAGACCCUCGGCCCCCGGUUAUCCAAGCGGAAGCUAUCCCGGUUAUCCGGGCGGUCAGUAUCCGGGCCAAGGCCAACCAGGCCGCCCUCCGAGCCAGUAUCCAGGACAGAGCCAGCCCGGUUACCCAUCAGGUCAAUAUCCUGGCGCCGGUCACGGCCAACCGGGCUACCCUGGCGGUCACUAUCCGGGGCAAGGCCAACCUCAGCCCGGGUAUCCCGGCGGACGAUAUCCUGCACCAGGACAGCCGAGUUACCCAUAUCCACCAGGUGGCCAGUAUCCUGGUCAGGGAAGACCGGGCUAUCCUUCCGGACAAUAUCCAGGUGGAGGUCAGAGUUAUCCUGGAGGCCAGUACCCCGGAGGUCAUUACCCAGGUGGUCAGUACCCCGGAGGUCGCUACCCUAGCGGAGGAGGCUACCCAGGUGGUAGUUAUCCGGGCGCUUACCCGGGCGGUUACCCUUCAGGCGUGUACACCCCUCUCGCACCCAAAAAGCCCACGGGUCUUCUAGGACAACUGUUGGGCGGGAGUAGUGUCCUGGGCGGCGGUAAGAAACGUCCGGGUCACGUGUUCGCGCCUGCGCAUCCCUUCUAUGGUGGCAUGCCAGUAGCAACUGCGUACGGUGUCGAAAGGAGCCUCAAGAAGAAAGGCAUUAAACAGAAGGAUAUUGCCAAGGUGAUCGGCGCUGCGCUGCUUUACAAGACGUUGCGUCACCGCAGGAAGAGAUGGAAGCCCAAAUUCUACGGCGGUUACUACGGCUCCGGUUACUACGGCUCCAGUUACUACUACGGCGGACGACGCUAUUAUGGCUCCCCUUACGAUCGCUAUCGCAACCGGACUUCGUACAACAGCACAAGCGGUGCUCCAUUGGGCAACAUAACCGAUUCUGGGAUCGACAAUGCCACUUACAUAGAGGAGUGCCGUUACAAGAAGGAACCGUGGGAAGAGUGCGACCGUGCCACCAACACCCAGAAGCGCAAGCUCAUCCUCAAGCGCGGCAGCGGCAAGUGUGAGCCCACCAAGGAGCUCACCAGAAACUGCAAGAAAGCGUGCCGUUACGAGAAGGGGGCGUGGAAUGCGUGCAACGUGACGGCCAACACGCGUACCCGGGUGGACAAGCUCAAGCCCAGAAGCGACCCCACGUGCGAGCCUAACCGUACAGUCACCAAGAAGUGCAAGUCCGGUCUCGGCUGCCGCUACAACCGCAGCGUCAAGUGGAGCGAGUGCGACCCUACGACGCAGACCCGGACCAAGACCAUGCCGCUGGUCAGUGGCAACAGCGCGUCAUGCGAGAGCCACAAGGUGGUCACCAAGCCUUGUCGUACCAACGGGGACCAGCGCCAGGCGAAGCGCAAGCCAAAGCAGGAUGAAGAAGAGGAGGAGGAGGACGAGUGAAUAUAAUACAGGUGGACGGCUGUUUCGAGCUGCCUUGGCUCUGUGGAGAGAAGGCAGCCGAGAUGACCUUCCAAAAGAUACGUGGGCACAAGGGGGCUGUUUAUUCCAAACAACGUCGUCAUCUUGAAGCCAGCACGGUGUCCUUCCAACGCAAGACGACCCGCGCCGCCGGAUGUAAAGAUGGUCUGCACUGACGUCAUCAGCUGUGUCCGUGACGUCACGUGCAGGCUAUCAAAAUAGGGGUCAGGGGAUACCUGCGUUCUGCG